Messenger RNA from Hibiscus syriacus, 1605 nucleotides. RefSeq names its product sugar transport protein 8-like. The transcript is spliced from 4 exons. The record is from RefSeq and is a predicted model, not a curated record. Lineage: Eukaryota; Viridiplantae; Streptophyta; Magnoliopsida; Malvales; Malvaceae. Gene Ontology annotation, biological process: monosaccharide transmembrane transport. The coding region runs from base 16 to 1572 and encodes 518 amino acids. Gene Ontology annotation, molecular function: monosaccharide transmembrane transporter activity. Gene Ontology annotation, cellular component: membrane.
UCUUCAUUCUUAGUCAUGGCGGGAGGUGUAAUAGCAACUGAUUCCGGAAGUAACCAAGACUUUCCGGCGAAGCUCACCGGCCAAGUCCUUAUUUGCACCGUCAUAGCUGCAUUUGGCGGUUUAAUGUUUGGCUACGAUAUUGGAAUUUCAGGAGGAGUGACAGGAAUGGACGAAUUCCUGAUGAAGUUCUUCCCCAAUGUAUACAUUAAAAAGCACCACGCCCAUGAAAACAACUACUGCAAAUUUGCUGACGAAUAUCUUCAGCUCUUCACAUCGUCCCUCUACUUAGCCGCCAUCGUUGCCAGCUGUGCAGCCUCCUUUAUGUGCAAGAAAUUUGGUCGAAAACCGACCAUGCAAGCUGCUUCUGUCUUCUUCUUCAUCGGAGCUAUUCUCAACCUGACGGCCAAGAAACUCGGUAUGUUAAUCCUUGGAAGGCUUUUCCUUGGUGCCGGUGUAGGAUGUGGUAACCAGGCAGUCCCACUGUUUAUUACUGAAAUUGCACCGCCGAAAUAUAGAGGAGGACUCAAUGUUUGCUUUCAGUUGCUCAUCACUAUCGGCAUCUUGAUUGCAAACUUGGUUAACUACUUCACCUCGAAUAUAAAACCGUAUGGUUGGCGGAUAUCAUUGGGCGGCGCAGCCGUGCCAGCCAUAAUCCUGCUUAUCGGAUCUUUCAUUAUUGUGGAGACUCCGGCGAGUCUAAUCGAAAGAGGAAAGAAAGAGAGAGGUUUGAAAACUCUAAAGAGAAUCAGAGGCGUAAACAAUGUGGAGCAAGAGUUCGAGGAGAUCGUUCGUGCCACAGAAAUUUCCAAUAAAAUCAAACACCCUUUCAGGGAACUAAUGAAAAGUCGCAGCGUUCCACCACUGAUCUGUGGCACAAUCAUUCAUGUGUUCCAGCAGUUUACAGGGAUCAACGUGGUCAUGUUUUACGCACCGGUGUUGUUCCAAACCAUGGGGUUUGGUUCCAACGCAUCACUUCUAUCGGCUGUUAUAACCGGCACGGUCAACGUAUUGUCGACACUCAUCGCCGUCUUCAGUGUGGAUAAAGCUGGAAGGAGGAAACUACUCAUUCUGGGAGCUUCGAUUUGUUUGAUUGCUCAGUGUGUGAUCGGCGGUCUUUUGAAAAAGUAUUUGACGGAGACAAGCAAAGUACCUAAUGGGACGGCCAAACUAGUGGUGGGACUAAUCUGCUUAUAUGUGAAUGGAUUUGCAUGGUCAUGGGGUCCUUUAGGGUGGCUAAUAUCAAGCGAAGUCUACCCGUUGGAGACUCGAAGUGGAGGCUUUUUCCUUGCCGUCGCCACCAAUAUGUUCUGCACAUUCUUAAUCGCACAAGCAUUCCUUUCCAUGCUUUGUACCAUGCAAGCCUACAUUUACUUCUUCUUCGCCGCCUGGCUGGUGACCAUGAUAGUUUUCGUGGUGGCGAUGCUCCCGGAAACCAAGGGGAUCCCCAUUGAUGAAAUGGUUGAAAGGGUGUGGAAGAAACACUGGUUCUGGAAAAGAUUUUAUAAAUCUAGCGAUAUUGAAAGACCGAAAGCUUCGAUCCAGCUCGAGAACCAGGACAGACCAAGCCAAUAAAACCUUAGUUUGUACUAUCUAUUGAUUUUUAUU